Molecule: messenger RNA, 1304 nt
Organism: Helicoverpa zea (corn earworm)
Lineage: Eukaryota; Metazoa; Arthropoda; Insecta; Lepidoptera; Noctuidae
Gene: NGR-A25
Product: neuropeptides capa receptor-like
Exons: 5
Coding region: 177-1208 (343 amino acids)
Biological process (GO): neuropeptide signaling pathway
Cellular component (GO): plasma membrane
Molecular function (GO): neuropeptide receptor activity
Source: RefSeq, a predicted model, not a curated record
CUGUGGGUUAGAAUAAUACCAACUUUUCGUAAUAUCAUUCUGUACGAUGAUAGUAAACGAUGUUUACAAGUAACUAUAAAUUACAAUCAAUAAAAUAAGAACAAUAUUUAGUGAAUAAAAAGUAGACAAUUAGUGUUUUUUUUCUAAAAUAGUUUUUAAAAAGAGCGAUUUCAAAAAUGGAAUCAAAAUUGUUUUUGCGUGGGAACGAGACUUAUGACGAUUUUUUUAAUCGGUGCAAUAAUUUGUCGCAUUUCGAUUGUAGUGAGGAAGAAAUGCUAUGGUGGUUGAUGGGGUCUAGACGUUUACCUUUGAAGGAAAUAGUACCUAUUAGUGUUAUUUUAGUGGUAAUAUUCCUGACUGGUGUGAUCGGCAAUGCGUGCGUUUGUGUGGUGAUAGUGAAGCACCCGGGUUUGCAUACGGCGACUAAUUAUUAUCUUUUCAGUUUGGCUGUUAGUGAUCUGUUGCUCCUUUUGUUUGGUCUUCCAAAUGAUUUAUCAGUGUACUGGCAUCAAUACCCGUACAGUUUGGGGAUCGUCUUCUGCAAAUUGAGGGCUCUUAUCUCUGAAGCGGCCACAUACGUCUCAGUGUUGACAAUAUCAGCGUUUUCUCUGGAGAGAUACCUGGCUAUAUGCCAUCCUCUCCACUUGUACACCAUGGCUGGCCUGACCAGGGCUUCAAGGAUUAUUCUCAUACUGUGGAUCAUUUCGAUAGUGUGCGCUUCGCCCUUUGCUGUUUACAGCGAAAUAAGCUACAGGGAUUAUCCUCCAACUGCAGUAGUGAUAGCAUUCUUCGUAUGCUGGGCGCCGUUCCACGUUCAGCGCCUGUUCUUCAUCUACGGGUACAGUCUACCGCAGUUCCAUGUCAUCAAUGAGCACCUGUUCAACGUGGCUGGAGCCCUGUACUACGUGUCGGCGACCGUCAACCCUAUACUGUACAAUGUUAUGAGUGGCAGAUACCGCAUCGCUUUCCAAGAGACUCUACUCUGCAGGAAGGUCCGUGGUCGGCGAGACUCCCGCAUCAUCAAUUUGGAUCACACGAUCUGCCGGGAGGUCACGACCCUACCCAGCGUCAACUCGACUAGUAUAAAACGAGAAUCGAGAAUAUCAUUUAUUAGCAAAGUCGAUUUCGUAAAAGAUCCAUCACCUUACUGUGUUAGUGAAGACAGAGAUUGCGAAGAACCCGUUUUCAAAAGUUAUUCGAAAACUUGAACCUGUUUUUGUAAAAAUCCUCAGGUUCUGGUUGUCGAUGAAAAAUGUAAGGAAUCUACUUUUGUAUUAUCGUGUAAAUAAAUAACUAUUGACAUA